Tetrahymena thermophila SB210 is the source of this 1435-nucleotide messenger RNA. Its product is annotated as glycoside hydrolase family 1 protein. The record is from RefSeq and is a predicted model, not a curated record. NCBI's taxonomy places the organism in Eukaryota, Ciliophora, Oligohymenophorea, Hymenostomatida, Tetrahymenidae. The transcript has a single exon.
AUUUUGAUCAAAUUAGAUACCUAAAAAGAACAUAAUAUAGUAUGAAUUAGAAUAAUUUAUUACCACAAAUUAUUUAAAAUAAACGCAAGUUAUUUUAAACUUAAAACUUGAUCAACUAAAAUAAAUGUUUAGGAUAAACUAUUAUAGAAAAAGAUAUUUAUUAGGAAGAAUAAAUUUAUGAUAUUUAAGAUAUAAUAAACUAAUUUGAUUGUUAAUUAAACAUAUUCACAGGAUUAUCUAUUACAAAUGAUGGCGUCAUUAGGCUGUUUUCAAAUAUAAAUUAGGUUUGCUUGGGAUUUUAGUAAUAGGAUGUAGUUUAAAUUCAAGAUCUUAUCAAAUUAAAUGUUAUAAACAUAGUAUAAUAAAGGAAUAAUUCUUUAAUAUAACAUUCUACUGAAUAGGCAAUUAAUUUUAUGAGUUCUCUAUCAAAUUUCCCUUUUUAAAUGGCUAGCUAAUGCUUUAAAAAAACAGGCAAGAUAUUAAAUUAUAUUAAAUCUUUUAUAGAUUAGAGUUAGACUGUAGAUUAAUGCUAUGAAGAUUUUAAAAACGAAGAGUUUCAAAACUAUACUAAAGUGUUUUUCUAAUUUUUAGAGGAGUAUAGUAAGCUUAAUCCUUAUUAAAUGUACCACUAUUAAAUUGGUAGACUUAAUUUAAUAUUAAGAGAUAUGGAGUACUAUCACACUGGAUACUCAAAACCUUAUUUGGAGUUUUUAGGAAUGGAUUAUGGAUCUCUAAGCUAGCUUUUACUGAGAAGAAAGAAGGUUGAUUUAGUAAAAGAUAAGUAAGAAAUCACAAAUAUAAGUCUAUAAGCUUUAUCAAUAAUGUACUAGUCUAAUGGAGAAGAGUAAUAUGAAUCUGAAAUAACAACAUUUGAUGGCUAUCCAAUUAAGAUAAAGCUUAUCAAGAAAAAUUACACCAAAUUAUUUGGAAUCCAAAAUUUUUUAGCUGACGAAUGCGAAUAUCAAUUCUUAGUCACAGAAAUAGAUGUAGAUUUAAAAGAUUUACAGCAACUAAUCCAAUACAGAGAAAAAAUUUGUUAAAGAUCAGAGUAAAUAAAUAUAUAAGAUUUUUUGAGAAGAGAGCUCUCUUACCUAUUUGAGGAUGUAGAGUAUACUAUUGAUUCAUAUUAUUUAUUUGAAAAAUUCUAUUCUCAAAAUAUAAUUACACUAAAAUAAAUUGAAUAAUUUAAAAAGAAAGAUUUUUCUAAAAUAUGUGGAUACAGACAAAUAUUAUCUUGAAUAAAAAACUACUUUUUUAAAUGAAACAAUCCUGUAUUUAACAAUUAAAAAAAUAUUUUAUUUACUUAUGCUUAAAUAAACACUUUAAAUAAAACUGAAAAUUUAAUUUGGCAAAUAGAUUAAUAAAAACUUAUUAAAUAAUAAUUAAUCAAUUUAAUUAUAUUUAAAUUAUGAAAAUCAAUCUAGCGUUCUUAAAA